Messenger RNA from Sorghum bicolor (sorghum), 3900 nucleotides. Its product is annotated as protein argonaute 1B. Gene Ontology annotation, cellular component: cytoplasm. Bases 336 to 3665 code for a protein of 1109 amino acids. Gene Ontology annotation, molecular function: protein binding; RNA binding. The transcript is spliced from 23 exons. Gene Ontology annotation, biological process: regulatory ncRNA-mediated post-transcriptional gene silencing. NCBI's taxonomy places the organism in Eukaryota, Viridiplantae, Streptophyta, Magnoliopsida, Poales, Poaceae. The record is from RefSeq and is a predicted model, not a curated record.
CUUUCUUCUCCGCCGCCCCCACCGCUCCGCUCAGACUACAACCCCCGCUCGGACUACCGCCGCCGCCCCGCACCUCCCGUCGCGCCGCCGAGCGACGGCGCGCACCCGCCUCCUCUGCUCCGCUCCGCCCCGCCGCGCCGUCUCGCCUCUCAUCGCCUCCCGCGCCGUCUCGCCUCUCAUCGCCGCCCCUCCUCCCCCCGUCGUUCCUGGCCGCCGGGCUUCUUCUCCGUCGCCGGUUACGCGCGUGAGGAGGGAGAAGGAGCCGCAGCGCGUGGAUCCAGGGCCAGCGGCGUCCAUCUCGCGUGAGAAGGGAGAAGGAACCGUGCCCGUCCAUCAUGGUGAGGAAGAAAAGAACUGGUCCAGGAGAGAGUUCUGGGGAGGCUUCUGGAGCGCCUGGGCAGGGCUCCUCACAGCGUCCUCAGGCAACUCAACAGGGUGCCCGUGGUGGAGGGCAACACCAGGGCCGUGGUGGAUAUCAGGGCCGUGGAGCGCCGCCUUCACAGCACCCAGGUGGUGGGCUGACUGAGUAUCAACCGCGCGACUACCAGGGACGCGGUGGAUAUCAGGGCCGUGGCGGUCCACCUUCACAGGUUCCUGGUGGUGGGCCGCCUGAGCCUCAGCCGCGUGCCUACCAGGGACACGGUGGAUACCAGGGCCGUGGCGGGCCACCUUCACAGCAUCCUGGUGGUGGGCCACCACCUGGGUCUCAACCACGUGACUAUCAGGGACGUGGUGGUCCGCGUCCCAGAGGGGGAAUGCCGCAGCCACACCGUGGCGGGCAUGUGGGAGGUAGUGUUGGACCAAGUGUUCCUUCAGGUCCAUCUAGACCAGUUCCCGAGCUGCACCAAGCCCCAGAUGUCCAACAUCAAGCCCCUGUGGUGGCAACACCAUCACCACAAGGAGCUGGCUCGUCCUCGCAGCCUAGGAAGGCCGAGGUGAGCACUGGACAAGUCCAGCAACAGCUUCAGCAACUUGUGAUUCAUGACCAGAGUUCAGCCAGCCAAGCUGGUCAGGUGGCACCAGCGUCAAGCAAAGCGGUUAGAUUCCCAUUGCGCCCUGGCAAGGGUACGCAUGGGUCCAGGUGCAUCGUGAAGGCAAAUCAUUUCAUUGCUGAGCUGCCUAAUAAAGACCUUCACCAAUAUGAUGUAUCGAUAACGCCAGAGGUUACUUCACGCGGUGUCAAUCGUGCUGUCAUGGGAGAGCUUGUAAACCUUUAUAGACACUCCCAUUUGGAUGGGCGUCUGCCUGCGUACGAUGGAAGAAAGAGUCUUUAUACAGCUGGAGCAUUGCCGUUUACUUCGAAGACAUUCGAAAUUACUCUGCAAGAUGAGGAAGACAGUCAUGGUGGAGGCCAAAGGCGCCAGAGGGUAUUUCGGGUGGUGAUCAAAUUUGCUGCUCGCGCUGAUCUCCACCAUCUGGCUAUGUUUCUAGCUGGGAGGCAACCAGAUGCUCCUCAAGAGGCUCUUCAAGUACUUGACAUUGUGCUGCGCGAAUUGCCUACUGCCAGGUAUUGUCCUGUUGGUAGAUCAUUUUAUUCUCCCAACUUAGGGAGACGUCAGCAACUUGGUGAAGGUUUGGAAACUUGGCGUGGUUUCUACCAAAGCAUAAGGCCCACACAGAUGGGUCUUUCUCUGAAUAUUGAUAUGUCCUCUACUGCAUUUAUUGAGCCCCUCCCAGUGACUGAAUUUGUUGCUCAGCUUCUUAACAGAGAUAUAUCAGUUAGACCAUUGUCUGAUUCUGAUCGUGUGAAGAUUAAAAAAGCCCUACGAGGUGUGAAAGUCGAGGUCACACACCGUGGAAACAUGCGUAGGAAAUAUCGGAUAUCUGGCCUCACUUCACAAGCAACAAGGGAGUUAUCAUUCCCUAUUGAUGAUCGUGGUACUGUUAAGACUGUGGUGCAAUACUUCCUGGAGACUUAUGGCUUCAGUAUUCAGCACACCACUUUACCUUGCUUGCAAGUGGGCAAUCAGCAAAGACCAAAUUAUUUGCCUAUGGAGGUCUGUAAGAUAGUUGAGGGACAGCGUUACUCAAAACGGCUUAAUGAGAAACAGAUCACUGCUCUACUGAAGGUGACUUGCCAGCGUCCCCAUGAGCGUGAGAAAGACAUCUUGCAGACUGUUCAUCAUAACGCCUACUCUGAGGAUCCUUAUGCCCAGGAAUUUGGUAUAAGGAUUGAUGAGCGUCUUGCAUCUGUUGAAGCUCGUGUUCUGCCUCCCCCAAAGCUGAAAUACCAUGAUAGUGGCAGAGAGAGGGAUGUAUUGCCAAGAGUUGGCCAGUGGAAUAUGAUGAAUAAGAAAAUGGUCAAUGGUGGUAGAGUUAGCAGCUGGGCAUGCAUUAACUUCUCAAGAACUGUGCAAGAUGGCGCUGCCAGGAGUUUCUGUCAUGAACUGGCUUUGAUGUGCCAAGUAUCAGGAAUGGAUUUUGCACUUGAACCUGUGCUGCCCCCAUGCUAUGCGAGGCCUGAACAUGUUGAAAGAGCAUUAAAGGGACGCUAUCAAGAUGCCAUGAACAUACUCAGGCCUCAGGACCGAGAACUUGACUUGCUGAUUGUAAUACUGCCUGACAAUAAUGGUUCUCUUUACGGGGAUCUCAAAAGGAUCUGUGAGACUGAUCUUGGAUUGGUCUCCCAAUGCUGUCUGACUAAACAUGUUUUCAAGGCGAACAAGCAGCAGUAUCUUGCAAAUGUUGCCCUGAAAAUAAAUGUGAAGGUUGGGGGACGGAAUACGGUACUUGUUGAUGCUUUGACAAGGAGAAUUCCCCUUGUCAGUGAUGUACCAACUAUUAUCUUUGGUGCUGAUGUGACCCAUCCCCAUCCUGGGGAAGAUUCUAGUCCUUCCAUUGCAGCUGUUGUUGCUUCUCAAGACUGGCCUGAGGUUACCAAGUAUGCAGGAUUAGUGAGUGCUCAAACCCAUCGCCAAGAAUUGAUACAGGAUCUUUUCAAAGUAUAUCAAGAUCCCCAAAGGGGAUCUGUCUCUGGUGGCAUGGUCAGGGAACUUCUCAUUUCUUUCUGGAGGUCAACUAAACAGAAACCAAAAAGGAUCAUAUUCUACAGGGAUGGUGUCAGUGAGGGACAGUUCUACCAAGUUCUGUUGCAUGAACUUGAUGCCAUUAGAAAGGCCUGUGCAUCAUUGGAGUCCGAUUACCAGCCUCCAGUUACGUUUGUUGUGGUCCAGAAGCGUCAUCACACUAGGUUGUUUGCUAAUAAUCACAAUGACCAACGUGCUGUUGAUAAAAGUGGAAACAUACUGCCUGGUACUGUGGUGGACUCAAAGAUCUGCCAUCCAACUGAAUUUGAUUUCUACCUCUGUAGCCAUGCUGGCAUUCAGGGAACAAGCCGCCCUGCCCAUUAUCAUGUCCUGUGGGAUGAGAACAAAUUUACCGCGGAUGGGUUGCAAACUCUCACCAACAACCUGUGUUACACGUAUGCUAGGUGCACUCGCUCAGUAUCAAUCGUUCCUCCUGCAUAUUAUGCUCACCUGGCAGCCUUCCGAGCUCGCUUCUACAUGGAGCCGGAUACCACUGACAGUGGGUCUAUGGCGAGUGGUGCUACGACAAGCCGUGCCCCAGGAGGGGCACGCAACACCAGGGCUGGUGUUGGAAAUGUUGCCGUGAGGCCAUUACCGGCCCUCAAGGAAAACGUGAAGCGUGUCAUGUUCUAUUGCUAAGAUUGACGCUGUGAGCAAGCAAUUAUCGGGCUUUACCUAAGACUUUUGAGUAUUUUUCCAAGUACCUGCACUGUUUUGGUGAUGGUGGCACACUGUUAUGCACCACUGAAGUUAAUAAUCAGAGCUGUGAAUUGGAGCUACCUUUUAUAUAUCUGGUAUUGUAAACUGGUUUGCGGUAACAUUGUAUUGUCGUGGAUUUUAUUGCACUAUUGGAGGCCUUAUGUGUGUGCUGAUU